Molecule: messenger RNA, 1736 nt
Organism: Drosophila serrata
Lineage: Eukaryota; Metazoa; Arthropoda; Insecta; Diptera; Drosophilidae
Product: dietary and metabolic glutamate transporter
Biological process (GO): transmembrane transport; monoatomic anion transport
Cellular component (GO): membrane
Molecular function (GO): transmembrane transporter activity
Source: RefSeq, a predicted model, not a curated record
UCUCCUUUAAUUCUCAGUUUUGUGUUAAAAACAAGUUAUUAUAAUGCUGCCCGCUGUUGAACAAAAGCUAAGCCAAGUGUUUAUAUAUCUUGAUGUCAGGCAGCGCGUAGUGCUAUGUUGCUUCACGCUUUUGGCCAUUAUCAAUGCCUACACCAUGCGACUGUGUCUGGACUUUUCGCUGACCCGCAUUGUCUCCGAGUGCGACGGGGUCAAGGGUAGCCACAGUUCCGGCGAAGCACUGCUUAAUCCAAAGGGUCUGCCCAACUGGAGACUGGAAAUGGCCAUAAACCUGAACGAGACGAAGAACCUUUUAAUAAAUAGGUUAAAAGCAGGAAGGGAUCAGGGUCAACCUAAGGUGUCCAGAAAGAGGCAAAGGGAUCGACGGAAGAGCAGACGGGAGAGUUCCACAAUAACCCCUAUCUUCGGUUCCGGUGAACGGAUUAGCUGCUCGGAACUAUGGUCCCGACAAACACAAUCUUUGGUAGUCGUGGCCUUCUAUGCGGGCUACAUGAUCACCCAUGUUCCCGGCGGACUUUUAGCGGAGCAAUACGGCGGCAAAUGGGUCCUUAGUGUAUCCAUCCUUACGUCGGCGGUGUUUACUCUCCUCACCCCGGUUGCAGUGCGUAGCGGAGGUCCCUAUGUCCUGAUUGGUAUCCGUCUUAUGGUAGGUCUGUGCGAAGGUCCUUGCUUUCCGGCUGUCUGUGCCCUCCUGGCCCAGUGGGUGCCCGAGCAGGAGCGCGGAUUGCUGGCCAGCUGUGUCCUCAGUGGCGGCGAGAUCGGCAUCACAAUGGUCCAACUGGUUAGCGGAUUGGUGAUGGCCGAACAGGACUGGCCUCUGGGCUUCUAUCUGGUUGGCAGUGGUGCUAUACUCUGGUUCCUGGGUUUCAGCCUCUUGUGCUAUAGCACGCCAGAUCACUGCCCCUUCAUCCAGAGCGAGGAGCGUGACUACAUCAAGAGCAACACAAGCGGUUCGCUGCUCAUGAUCACCAGUCGAGGAAGGGUUGUCAGAAUGGCCACAGAUUCAGGGGAGGAGGAACCUGCCAGAGAGGGAUUUCAGCGCGAAGACACCAUAAUAAUCAACCCACCGGCGAUACCAUGGAAGAGCAUGCUCACCAGCAAACCGCUGUGGGCUCUCGUUACUGCCACAAUGCAGCAUGAUUGGAGCAAGCAGGAUCUGCCCAAGGAGCUGCAAAUGGUGUUGGAAAAGGUACGAUCAAAUGGUCUGUGGGAAGAAUUCGUCGCCAUACUCACGGUGACAGCUCCGCACGUUGGGAAUUGGUUGGCUUCGCUGACCACAGGUCAGCUGAGUGAUUUUCUCAUUGCCCAGCAGAUCCUCACCCGCACGCAGACUCGCCGUCUGAUGUCCUGGCUGGUCCUUAUAUGCGGAUCCAUGUACAUGGUGCAGUUGAAGGUGCAGGGAUCACAGAUCUGGCACAUUUUGGCCAAGGGUGCGUACUAUGCAAGCGUCAAACCGCUGCCACUGGACAUGAGCCCGAACUAUGCUGCCACUUUGACGGGCAUUUCGGGUGGACUGGGCACCCUGCCGAGCCUCCUUACUCCGUAUCUAGAGCAGCUGGAAACGGAUUAUGCCGUGGUGGGUAGCGUCAGAGCUGCGCUCUGGAUAAUUGCUGCCAGCUACAUCUCCGGCGAUGUGCAGGCAUUUAACCAACCGGAAUUCGAGCCGCAAAGAGAGGACAACUAGCUUGUUAUUUGUUAUUAAUCUUACGCUUAAACAU